This is a messenger RNA of Letharia columbiana, 1221 nucleotides long. RefSeq lists its product as uncharacterized. The record is from RefSeq and is a predicted model, not a curated record. The coding region runs from base 1 to 1221 and encodes 406 amino acids. The transcript is spliced from 5 exons. NCBI's taxonomy places the organism in Eukaryota, Fungi, Ascomycota, Lecanoromycetes, Lecanorales, Parmeliaceae.
AUGAUCUCGUUCACCGCUUUCGUGCUUGCACUUUCAAGCAUAAUCCUUGUCUCCGCCCUUACAUUGAACAGCUCAUCACUGAUCCUACCAGGCUCUGCCGUAGCCAGUGUUACCAGCUCCAAUUACAUUCACGAAUGCAACGGGAUAAGAUACGGCUACAGCUUGGACAGCACAAGUUGCACCGAAGCUUUGAACCAAAUAGAUGCCUCCUCUACCACCGAGCAGACCUACGGUGCGCGGUAUAAAGGUUCAUUCGACGUAAAGUUGCCCAAAAGAUACAUCAGCUCGGACGGACGCUGCAUCAUCGAACCGAACAUCAUACUCGGUGAACCCUCCGCUCGUGCGAGUCUGCAAGAAGUCGCAUCCGCAGCCAGCUACAUCAUCGACCAAUGUGUGACUGCAAGGCCAUCCCAGGGCGGGAAAGUGCGCGAUAUAGGUGGCGACAACGACCUAAGCGUCGCCGUUCUAAAGUAUGAGCCCAAACAAGUGCAAUGUUCUGGCACGGUAUCCCCUUCGCUACUGUCAUCGUGCCAGAACAUCGUCAACACCAUGCCCGCAAGCAUGGACUUUACGACCUGGGGACCGGAAAAUGACCCACUGGCUGUUAUGAAGUUGCCUCUGACAUAUCAUUCAUGUGAGUUUGUAUACCAGGUCCUGUUCCCCAAAAAUGAUGCAUCUGAGACCCAGAUUGAACGAAUGAUGCAUUUAGUGGAUCAAAGAUGCAAAUUGAGCAUUCGCACUGAUGGCCUGACGGAUACAUUUUCGAGAUAUCAGUUGUGGACCGUGGCGGUGGCGCUGACUGGCGUGUGUGUGAGGAACGAACAGGGCUGGGCGAUCACCUCUCCAUGGAAAUUGGUCCAGCAUGAAAUCGCUAAAGUUGGGGGCAACAAGGGAACAGGAAGGUUCCAAAGGGUUCCUGCGUUUCGUGUCCACAACGUGCCAUUCCGCAGCUCUUUCUCUUUCCCUUUCUUGAUCUGCAAGAGUCUGAGCGAAAAUCAGAUCGAUCGCCUCACCCCUACCCUCAGAUAUGUCCCUGAAAAUCGCCUGAACGCAUUGUUGAAAUAUGCUCCCAGCCUUGUGAUACUACACAUCCACACACGGACACAGAGCUUGGAAGAUCACAUGUUGGCAAUGGGUAUCACCCCACGCGGAACAAAACCGCAAAACGAGGCCCAGAUCUCUAAAAAGGCCGCAACAGGUAUCACAGUCAUGCGCAAGUAG